Messenger RNA from Physella acuta, 7759 nucleotides. Its product is annotated as synaptojanin-1. Gene Ontology annotation, molecular function: phosphatidylinositol-4,5-bisphosphate 5-phosphatase activity. NCBI's taxonomy places the organism in Eukaryota, Metazoa, Mollusca, Gastropoda, Physidae. Gene Ontology annotation, biological process: synaptic vesicle endocytosis; phosphatidylinositol dephosphorylation. The record is from RefSeq and is a predicted model, not a curated record.
AAUGGGGAAGUAAUGAAGAAAUGUAUCUAAACAACACUACAUCUCUCGAUGAAAAUUAUAAUUUGCAAAUCAAGAUUAUUUGUUGUUAAAUUAUAAAUUGCUGAGUUUUAAAAACCUAAAUAAUGGCGAUGGGAAAAGGAUACAGAGUUUUCCACAAAAUUCCCCCAGACAGGGAAACACCUUACAGUGUUUUGAUGGAUAGCAAAAUUAUGGAUGACUCACUGAUGUUCGAAUCGGGAGCAGUUGUUUUGCUGACUCCAGAUGAAGUUGAGCCACUAAGAAAACAGUAUACCAAGGUUGUCGAAGCAUAUGGUUGUCUAGGGGCUUUGUGCUUGAAUUCAGGAAAUGACAAAAUCUAUUAUCUAGUCAUGGUUGUGAGUUGUUUAUCUGUUGGCAAAAUUGGAGAGUCUGAGGUGUUCAGAAUAAAUGGUGUCCAGUUUAUUUCAUUACGCAAUGAUCCCACAGAUGAGGAUAGGAUAGGGGAGAUAAAGAAGUUGUUGAGUUCUGGAACCUUUUAUUUUACUUGGAAGGCUGGUGGCAAUCCUUGGGACCUAAGCUUGUGUGCUCAACGUAAACUCCAAGACCACGAAACAGACAAUAGGUUUUUUUGGAAUCGGAUGCUACAUGUUCAUUUUCAACACUAUGGUAUUGAUUGUUCCAAAUGGCUUUUGAAGACUAUGUGCGGGGGUGUUGAGAUUCGUACAAUCUACGCUGGACACAGACAGGCAAAAGCCUGCCUGAUAUCAAGGCUAAGCUGUGAGAGAGCUGGCACCAGGUUCAAUGUCAGGGGCACUAAUGAUGAUGGAAAUGUUGCUAAUUUUGUAGAGACUGAGCAGGUGAUAUUCCUGGAUGAAGAAAUUGUUUCCUUUGUUCAAACAAGAGGCUCCAUCCCUUUGUUUUGGGAGCAGGCUGGUAUCCAGGUAGGGUCUCACAAAGUUCACAUGUCUCGAGGCUAUGAGAUGGCAGCACCAGCCUACGACCGCCAUUUGAGAACCAUCAAGCAGCAGUACGGGGAUCAGGUCAUCAUAAACCUACUGGGGACCAAAGAAGGGGAGAAAAUGCUCAGUCAGGCAUUCUUGAAUCACCACACAGCCUCCUCUCAUCAUCAAGACGUGCCCUUCUACCACUUCGACUACCACUCUGAGAUCAAAGGCUCUAACCUGAAAAACCUGGAGAAAUUAAAAACUCGAAUCAUGAAGCAUCUCCAGCACUUCGACUUCUUCUGCAUCAGUGGGGAGAACAUCACCCACCAGCAGACUGGCACUAUCAGAACCAAUUGCCUGGAUUGUUUGGACAGAACUAAUGCAACACAGACUAUGAUAGGGAUGGAGAUGCUGGUUCGACAACUUGAAGCUCUGGGUCUGGCCGCAAAGCCUCAGAUGGUGGGCAGGUUUGAGGAAGUGUACAAGCAGAUUUGGGUUCAGAAUGGGGAUCAUAUCAGCAAGAUUUACACAGGCACUGGUGCUCUGGGAGGUGGGAGGUCAAAGUAUUCUGAUGCGUCUCGGUCAGCCACAAGAACAAUCCAGAACAAUUUUCUAGAUGGGAGUAAGCAAGAAGCCAUAGAUGUUUUGCUGAUGGGUAGCUCUUUACAGGGGGCGCUGUCUGAUAGGGCCAGGGCGCUGCUUGGUUCUAGAUAUUUACAUGCCUCAGAAAGUAUCCUACGAGCUAUGACCAGGUGUUACAAAGAGUACACCAAGGUACAGACCUACCGGGUGUUCAUAGGAACCUACAAUGUGAACGGAGGGAAAAUGACACGCAGCAUAGCCUACAAGCAUCAGUCUCUGGCUGAUUGGCUGGUUGAUGCUCCCAAGACACACCAGAGUGUUCACCUGAAAGAUGUUGACUAUGAUAAACCUGUUGACAUCUACGCUGUGGGUUUUGAGGAAAUUGUUGACUUGAAUGCUAGCAACAUCAUGAGUGUCAGUACCACCAACGCCAGAGAAUGGCAGAAAGAAGUGAUUAAGACCAUCUCCCGAGACCACAAGUAUGUGAUAGUCACCAGCAUCCAGCUUGUGGGGGUUGUUCUCUAUGUUUUUGUGCGACCACAGCUGGCUCCUUUCAUCAGAGAUGUGGCUGUUGACAAAGUAAAGACUGGGCUAGGUGGCGCCACAGGCAACAAAGGGGGUGUGGCUAUCAGGCUCCUACUGAACAGCACCUCCAUAUGUUUUGUGUGUGCCCACCUUGCUGCCGGCCAGUCCCAGGUGAACGAGCGCAAUGCUGACUACACAGAAAUCACCCGCAAAAUGGCCUUCCCCAUGUCUAUGGAUGAUCGCCAUAAGGGACGAACCAUUCUAUCCCAUGACUGUGUCUUCUGGUGCGGGGACUUCAACUACCGCAUUGAUCUGAGCAAUGAUGAAGUGAAAGGCUUAGUGGCCUGUGAGAACUGGGGGGCCUUGCAGGAGGUGGACCAGCUGAAUAACCAACGAGCUGUUAAUAAUUGUUUCCAAGGAUUCAGUGAGGGUCGGUUAAAUUUUGCCCCCACUUACAAGUAUGACACUUUUAGUGACGACUAUGACACAAGUGAUAAGAGCCGCACCCCUGCCUGGACAGACAGAAUUUUGUGGAAGGUCAAGGUUGUUCGUGACUCAGAAGAUGAAACAAAUGAUAUGACUUUGGCACAGGUGAAACUUCUGCUGUAUGGGAGAGCUGAACUUAGGACUUCUGAUCACAGGCCUGUACUUGGGCUGUUUGAUGUAGACACUCUAGUGGUGGACGAGGAGAAGAAAAACACCACCCUUCAGAAGGUGGUAGAGGAGCAGGGCCCACCUGAUGGCACUGUGAUCAUAUCCUCCACCUCAGGGCAAGAGCUGUCUGACGAGGCCGUAAAUGCUAUAGUGGAGAGGUUUAACGAAGUGGGGGAGAUCGUUAUUGUCAGGUUUGUGGGUGUUGACAUGUGGGUGCUGUACCAACAAGGACAAUAUGCACUAGAGGCUCUACAGUUUGAUCAGCAGGAGUUUGGUGGAACUCAGGUCAAGGUUGCCCUCAGGACGACAGAGUGGAAGGGGGAGAUUGAAAAGGAACUGAACUUGUGUUCCAGCAACACUGGUGCCCUCUACAAUCAGUUUACUAACUCUCUCCUGGGAGAUGACUUCAGUGUGCCAUCUAUGGAGUAUGACAUUGAUGAAGAUGGGGAUGAUGCUGAAGAUGCUGAGGUAGAAAAUGCUCUACAAGGUCUUGUCACCCCUGCCUCAGGAACUAGCACGCCUUUAAGCAACCCAAGCCCAGUCCCACCAGCUGGAGAUAUCCCAGGUGGACCCCCUGUGAACCCACCCAGACCCCCGAGACCUCCAGCUGCUCAGCCAUCCUCUGCCAGUGCUGACAACAACCAAGUCAUCAGACAAGAGGCAGCAGUGUUUGUCAGGGCAUCGCCAUCUCUUGAAAAACAACCCCCAGCACGCCCCAGUGCCCCUCCAGCUAAACCACCCCCACCCCAGAGGCCACCAGGAGGACCACCCCGCCCUUCACCUGUUCCUAAUUCAUUUUCUCAAGCAGGUGCAGAAAAACAUGUGGCUAGUCCCCCACCAAAGAUAAGACAACCAUUGAGACCAGCUCCUGUCAAUAAAAUCAAGAAACCUCAAACUAAGAUUGGCCAGAUCAGCAGACCAACCAAUGUGACUCACCAAGGCCAUGCGUCAAGUAUUGAGGAGGCGCAGGCACUGAUCCAGAAGCUCCUGACCGGUGAUCAGACAUCUGCCCCAACUGAUAGCGUGGCGCUGCCUCUACCCAUGGUGCCAUCCAAGUCUGAGACUAACCUCAGUGCAGGUUUGAACCAACUGGCACCAAAGUCUGUGCCACGAAGUAAAACAUCUCAAGAUGUGGGGGACGCUGCUUUCACAAAACCUCCGGAACAACCUCACCCAGUGCCCAGGAGCCGCAGCAUCGACAAGAACCUGAACGGAUCUCCCACAGAGAACGCUGCAUCCGUCUCCGCUGAUGUUGUCAGACCUCGACCCGCCCCACGGCGUGACGUACAAAGCGCGUUUGUCGCGCCGAACCCCGAACAAUCACUCACUACGCCUCCAUCCCCAUUAAAGAGACCAGGUAGUGUUUUAGUCAUGCCCAUGCCCAUACCAGUAGCAGCCAGACCAGCUCCCCCACCUCCGACAUCGCACCCUGUUGCUGCCCCGAAACUACCACCCAAUCCUGUCCCCACACCACCAGCCAGACCCUCCAGGGGCUCGCCAAGCCAUACACCAUUCCAAAACUCCCAGGAUCCAUUUGUGACUACAUCAAAUAUUAGUUCCACCUCCCACAUUCUAGACAGAGAAAACAGCAUGGUUGAUGUAGAUAAGUUUGAACCGGACCCCUUCGACACAAGCUACGCUAGGCUACAACCAGCUUUUCAAGGUUCUAAACCUCGUGACCCUUUUUACGCCAACGUACCAUCAACUUCAGAAAAAAAUAACUUCGCUGACCCAUUUAGUACUGACUCAUUUAACGAUCCAUUUAAAACACAUACAACAGAUCCAUUUAGUACUAACAAUAUACAGAACACAUUUGAUCCUUUUGACACUAGUAACCUGCGAAAUAACCUCCCUUUAAACACAGAGCCUUUGUCUAACGCCACAAGCCCAUCUAGUUCAGAACCAUCAUUUCUUCAGUCUGCCCCUAACAUGAGCCCCCCGCCUCUUCCUGUGGGUGUGGGGCUGCUACCCCAUUUACCAACACAACCUGUUCCUAACUUAGCCCCUCCCCCACCUCCUAGAGAAGCCCCCGUCAUCCCCCCUCCUGUUCCUAACAGGGGUGGCAUUCCCCCACCCGUCCCUAAACGACCCGUCUAAAUUAUUCACCCUGACAACGUUGCAAUAAUUUAAGUUUGUCAUUUAUGUGUCCUAAUACAUCAUUACAGGAUGGAAUUCAGUCACCUUUUUCUGUGAUGAGGUAUAAGUAUUAAUGCUAAGUCGAUUUUACAAUGCUGUAAAACCUCAAAUAGACUGAUGUAGUAAAUCAGAUAGGCUAAGAUUUGUUGCAAGGAAUUGCACCUGUCAUUGUUUAAUCUUUUAAACAGCCCGUUGAUGUAACUUUGAACAUUAGUUGGUUUUUAGUAGCCUUUAAUGUGAUGUUUCACUAGUCAUAUUGCUGUUUGUCAAUUCAAUAUUAGAUGUAAUGUUGACAUUAGAAUAGUCUUCUGUGUCAUGGAUGUUAGCUUGGACCAAUUGGAAGGCAAACAGCAGUUCCACUGCAGUAGUUUUGUGUACAUUUGGUGUGGAAUGAAAACUGUUAAUGAGCAACUAAUGACAUUAUUUUUUUUAAAUUUAGUUAUAUGUUAGAGAUUAUUCAGAAUGUUCCAUCCAUUAAUUAUAUUUAGUUUUUUUUUCUGCAACUAAUGACAUUAGAAUGAACAUAUUUUCAAGUGUAUUUCAAUGUAAAGAGCUAUUAAAAUAAGUUAUAAUUGUUAGUGUAUUUAAAUUCCCUUUGUGGAAAUUUGGAAAAGUUAGCUGGUUUCUUUUAUAAAUUAUUGUAUGCCAAUACCCCUGUGAUAAAGGAGUUUUUAGCAUCUAAGAUGGUGAUUGGCUAAACUACUCAUGCUAAGUCUUUGCCAGAACAUGAAUAUUCUGGUUAGGCCCAGAUGACUACUAAAUUGCAGUUAUUUCCCUUUUUGAUAAAUAAUAAUUUUUCUGCAUUUUAAAAUUAGCUAAAUUCCUCACACUUGUUAAUAAAGGAGCUGCUUUUAUUUGCUUAAUGUUUUUAGAAAAACGUUUUUUUUUUUAAAUUACAGAUUGAUGUUUUUAAAAAUCUUUAUAAAACUUACAAUAUACUUUGCCAGCACUUGAAUUCCAGUUUGCUUAAAACUUUCUUUUUUAAUAGAUCAAUUAUUCCUUUAAGUAACUUUAUAUAUCAUUUUGGAUAAUGUUAGAUACCGAUGUCCGAUAAUAGACUCUUCCAUAAAAUAGGUGUGUUGGGUUGUUAGUAGUAUUGUAAUCUCGACUAAUUUUAUGGUUAGAAAUUCGGGUAGGACUAGGGUUAGGGUUACGGACAGGGUUAGCAUUGACAUGAGCCAACAAUGUGUGUAUUAUUUAGUUAACUACCAGUAACCUUACACCCCUUUUUUAAAGAAGAUUCUAUUAUCGGACACGUAUAAAAAAUCUCCCCUAAUUUUUUUUUAAAGUUUAUGAUGAGUUAAUAUUUGUGUUGACUGUGAUUGUGUACAGAGAGUGUACUAACAAAAAAGCCAGGUAUGUACAUAACAUUACAGGUCAGGUGCUAAACAAAAAGGUCGGACAUUGCUCACUUUCACUUGACAUUAAUGUCAUCCGACCUCAUGACAAAAAAAAGGUUCAUGUGGAUUUUUCUUAUUUGCUUGCUUGUUCUGCAGUUAAGUUUAUCCAUUACAUUUCAAUUAUUUAAUAGUGUAACCGCUAUAUGUGUUAAAAGCUAGCAAUUCAAACAUUUUAAACAAAAGCAAUAGCACUGAUGGACUAAAGAAAAUAUAAUUUUUUUAGCAUAUUGUUGAAAAUUCAUGUCUUAGUUGGUUUUUUUAUUUUAUUAAAUAAUUGAAACAUUUUAAGAAUGAAUAUCAAGGUGUUAGUAAUGAAACAUUUUUUUAGUACCAAAAAUUUGAGAAAGGCAGGCAAUAUUGAUAUAAAACCAAUUAUAAAUUUUGCGUGUAUUUUAGUUUGUUGUGCAAACAUAUCAGCGUUUUUUUUAAUCAAAUAAAAUGUAUAAUGCAGAUAGCAUUUUUAAUUGAUGUAAUAUGGCUGAUUUUCUUUUCACAAAUGGCAUUUUACAGUUUACUGUAAUAGAAAUGUCUUCACUCUUGAUAAUUAUUUUUCUUUUGCUCCAAACCAGUUGACAGGUGUAUAUAUAUAUAUAUUCUCUACAGUGGAGCUGUAGGUCUCAAAAGGGAGAUUAUCAAAUUAAUGAACAAAUGACUUGGAAUGUUGUCUCCCUUCUUAUUGUAACCCUAUGUUAUUCAUAAUAUUUAUAUUUAAAUGUGUUGAACUGUUGGACAUAAUACUUUUGUGAUAUGUUAAAAUAUAAAUGUUAACUAGAUCAGAAGCUUGUUACUUAGCUGAGACAGUUUGAUUUCAAACCUGCUGGUAAUUAUGAAAACCUACCUUUAGUGAGUGUUAUAGAUCUUAAUGUUUUAGUUAGAUUUGUUUGAGUAAAAGUUCUACAUAUUUCUUUUUUUUUUUCAUUAAAAGAAUAUGAUCGCCUAGCAAGGCUGUUCAUGUUUCCUUUUUAUACUAUCUUAGAUUUUUAUUUGUCUAUCAGGGCAUUCACAUUUUUUUCUCUUAAACCCAAAUGUGUUUAAAUGUAAAGUUUUCUGUGUACUUUCAAUGUUAGAUUUUUUUAGUGAGAUGUUUUAUCUUCAACUUGUGUAAAAAAAUGUGCUUUUUUCAAAUUUUAAUAUCUUUUUUUUCUUUUAUUGUGAAAAAUUAUUUGCUCCAAAUUUAAUAUUUUUCUCGAGAGAAAAAAAAAAGCCAGGAAAAAAUGAGACAUCAAUGAGUUUUUUUUUUUUAACUUCAUUUUGAACAAACAAUUUUUGCUGAUUCACUGCUUUACAGCUUUUAAUAUUCUCAUUUUUAUAUACUGUAAAGACUAGUACUUAGGUCUUAUAAGUUUUAAUUUAGCUACUUAUUAACCUUAGACUCCUAUCUUCGCAAAUCACCACCCUGUCGAAAAUAUAAAAAAUCACCUAUAGUUCAGACCACAAACUCCCCUAUUUACAAACUAUAUCUCCUACAUUACUUAUGUCAUAAAUAUACCGUUUCUGUAAAGCAGGAAAGUUACAUAUCUAACCACAUCAUAUUCCAAA